UGUUGAUCACGAAUUUCCUUUUGAUGCGGGGUGGGCCCUAAAAGAGAAUAUGAAGCUUGCAGGAAACUUGAGAGUUGAAGAUCGUUACUCACCUGAAGAUAUGCAUGCCAGUUUAGAAGAAUUGGCUGAAAAGGGAGAACUUGACUUUGAAAAAAUACCGACAGUAAAAACAAUAAAAGCUUGGAUAGAAAGAUAUAGUGCAAAUUUCAAAAAAGAGGCGUCAGAAAGAGCGCUGUCAGGAAAUAACGAUAAUCAUAUUGCAGUAGUUAACGGGAGUA
Molecule: messenger RNA, 278 nt
Organism: Racocetra persica
Lineage: Eukaryota; Fungi; Glomeromycota; Glomeromycetes; Diversisporales; Gigasporaceae
Source: the annotation of a GenBank genome assembly